This is a messenger RNA of Puccinia triticina, 786 nucleotides long. RefSeq lists its product as uncharacterized. The transcript has 6 exons. The record is from RefSeq and is a predicted model, not a curated record. NCBI's taxonomy places the organism in Eukaryota, Fungi, Basidiomycota, Pucciniomycetes, Pucciniales, Pucciniaceae. Bases 1 to 786 code for a protein of 261 amino acids.
AUGUACGCCUCAACCAUCUUUGUUGCCCUUACCAUUGCGCUGUCGCAAGUCACUCUCGACGUGUCUGCAUUCAACUCGAUCGCACCUCGACAAGACUACUCAUCAGGCAAACCAGCCGCUGGACCUGGAGGCGCCUCAGCGCCUGGCGAGGGUGGAGCAGCAGCACCUGCGGGUGACGCCGCUUCACCUGCAGGUGCCGGUGCGCCUCCUCCGGGUGGUGCAGCUGGCGCAGCCGGCGCUCCUCCUUCCGAGGGCGGUGCUGGUGCAGCAGGUGCGCCUCCACCUGGUGGUGCUGCCGGCGCUUCUGGUGCCUCUCCGGACGCUGCAGCUUCCCCGGCAGUCUCUUCUGGCGGCGGUGACGGCGCGCCUACUCCUACGGACGGCGCGGCUGCCCCUGGUGGCAGCGGUCUGCCCGGUACCGAUGCAGGUGCUGGCACACCGCCGGCAUCAGGCGGCGACGCGAGCGGAUCUCCUCCUGCCAAUGGCACCGCUGUAAGCGAAACCAGCAAAGCGCCUGUUCCAGGGGACAUGUCCUCAGGCAAGUGUAUGUGCCCGGCACCCCCAACUUGCGGGGCAGAAGGAGCCGGAGGCGGACCCACGUCUUCUCCCAAUGGUACGCUUGCUGACCCUAGCAGCCAAUUACCCGACCCUACCACGCCCCCGCCCGAAGGAGGUGCGGCAGGUGGCAAUGAGACUGUUUCAGGGAGUGGAGCAGCAUUUAUGGCUCCGGAAGGCAAAGUGGUGACCGGGCUGUUUGCUGCUAUUCUCACAUUCUUCGCUUUAUAA